Cuculus canorus (common cuckoo) is the source of this 5408-nucleotide messenger RNA. RefSeq names its product macrophage stimulating 1 receptor (gene MST1R). Gene Ontology annotation, cellular component: signaling receptor complex; membrane. Gene Ontology annotation, molecular function: transmembrane receptor protein tyrosine kinase activity; protein binding; ATP binding. The coding region runs from base 580 to 4848 and encodes 1422 amino acids. Lineage: Eukaryota; Metazoa; Chordata; Aves; Cuculiformes; Cuculidae. The record is from RefSeq and is a predicted model, not a curated record. The transcript is spliced from 21 exons. Gene Ontology annotation, biological process: multicellular organism development; positive regulation of kinase activity; protein phosphorylation.
GGGCAGGAAAGCAGUCGGGACUGUGCUGGCAGGAGGCACUGCCGGCCGGAGCGUGGGAGCGCGAGAACCCUGGGACGAGCUGGCCAGGGCCGGCUGGUGUUGAAACCGAGCGGGAGGAAGGAGCCGUUGGAUAAGGCGCGUGGCCAACGUAACUGCCGGGCCUUGCACAACGCCGGGCAGAGCGGAGGCUGGCAGCCAGGUGACGGGGAGCCUGGGCUUGGUGUGUUCAGCCCCUCCCGGGACCAAAGUCUCUCGGCAGCUUGAGACGGUGCCCCACUCGGCGUGGGGACCGCAGCCCCGCCACCCGGGAGCAACGGGGCGCUUGGAGGACAGAUCCGGGAUGAAAACCAUCUUCCUUCGUCCUUGGGAACAGCAGCGAGCACUGGUGGCGCAGGCAGCCCUGGAUGGGGGGAGGGAAAGGGGGCACGAAGCAAAGAGCGGGCACAGCCACAAUGAGCCCCACGGCUGCACGGGCAAAGCUGGGAGCCCCGAGAGGCCUGGAAGUGCGAUGGUGACCCGUCCUCCCCGCGUCCCGGCCCCGCUCGGCGCGGGGCACCGCCGGUAAGGGCACCGCACACCAUGGGGCGGUGGUGCCUCUGGCUGACCCUCGCCCUGCUCCCGCUGGGCGCCGGCGCCUGGCAGUGCCCCCGCAUCCCCUACAGCUCCACCAGGAACUUCUCGGUGCCCUACGCGCUGCCCAGCCUCGACGCCGGCAGCCCCGUGCAGAACGUUGCCGUCUUGGCCGACUCCGCCGGCGCGGCUGCGGUGUUCGUGGCCGUACGCAACCGCAUCCUGCUGGCCAGCCCCACGCUGCGCCUCCUCUCCGUCCUCGUCACCGGCCCCGUGGGCAGCGCUGAAUGCGAGAUCUGCCGCCUGUGCCCGGCCGCCACGGACGGCCCCGAGGACACGGACAAUGUCCUGCUGCUGCUGGACCCGCUGGAGCCGUGGCUGUACAGCUGCGGCACGGCGCGGCACGGGCUGUGCUACCAGCACCAGCUGGAGGUGCGGGAUGGCGAGGUGGCCAUCGCGACCACGCGCUGCCUCUUCUCGGCCACGGGCAACAGCCCGGCGUCCUGCCCCGACUGCGUGGCCAGCCCCUUGGGGACCAGUGCCACCGUGGUGGCCACCUCCUACGCCUCUUUCUUCUACCUUGGCUCCACCAUCAACAGCAGCGUGGCAGCGCGGUACAGCCCCCAGUCGGUGUCUGUUCGCCGGCUGAAGGGCACCUUGGAUGGCUUUUCGGAUGACUUCCAGUGGCUGACGGUGCUGCCACAAUACCAGGACAACUACACCAUCCACUACGUGCACUCAUUUGCUGAUGGCGACCACGUCUACUUCGUGACGGUGCAGCCGGAGCGGCCGGGCUCAGCAGCGUUCCACACGCGCCUGGCGCGGCUCAGCACCCACGAGCGCGACCUUCGCCGGUACCGCGAGCUCGUUCUUGACUGCCGCUUCGAGUCCAAGCGACGGCGGCGACGGCGCAGCGCUGAGGAGGAUGCUGAGCGGGAUGUCACCUACAACGUGCUGCAGGCAGCCCACACCGCCCGCCCCGGUGCCCGCCUGGCCCGUGACCUUGGCAUCAACGACACUGACAUGGUGCUCUUUGGUGCCUUUGCCGAGAGCCACCCAGAGAGCCGGGAGCCACGGGAGAACUCGGCCGUCUGUGCCUUCCCCCUCCACCUCAUCAACCAGGCCAUGGAGGAGGGCAUGGAGAAGUGCUGCGGCACCGGGCACCCAGCGCUGCUGCGCGGGCUCAGCUUCUUCCAGCCAAUGCAGUACUGCCCGCACAACGUGAACCUCUCUGCGCCGGUGACCGACACCGGGUGCUGGGACCAGCCCACCCUCGUCCCCGCCGCCUCCCAUAAAGUGGACCUGUUCAACGGGCACCUGGCCGGCAUCCUCCUCACCUCCAUCUUCGUCACCGCCCUGGGGGACGUCACCGUGGCCCACCUGGGCACGGCAGAAGGACGCAUCUUCCAGAUGGUGCUCCAGCGCUCCAGCUCUUACCUCCACACCUUGGCCAACUUCUCCCUGGGGGAGCCGGGGCCGGUGCGAGGUGCUGUGGGGCUGUGGGACCGCUCGCUGUUCUUCACCGCCGGCACCAAGGUGUGGCACCUGAACGUCACCGGCCCCGGCUGCCGCCACUUCUCCACGUGCCAGCGCUGCCUGCGGGCCGAGCGCUUCAUGGGCUGCGGGUGGUGCGGGGAGCGGUGCACGCGCCGCCACGAGUGCUCCGGCCCCUGGGUGCAGGACAGCUGCCCACCCGUCCUCACCGACUUCCACCCGCGGAGCGCCCCGCUGCGGGGCCGGACCCGGGUGACGCUCUGCGGCAUGACCUUCCGCUCCCACCUGGACCCCGAGCCCCACCGCAGCCCCUCCGGCACCUGCCGGGUGAGGGUGGGACCGCGCCGCUGCGCCGUGCUGCCCGCGGAGAGCAGGAGCCACAGACCCCUGCCCACCUCCCGCCGCAAGGAAUUUGUGGACGUGCUGGUGUGCGAGCUGGAGCCGGGGGGCCCGGCGGCAGCGGGGGGCCCAGCCGACGUGGUGCUCACCGUGGAGGAACCCGCUGGACCCUCCAGCUUCCGCGUCCAGGGCUCCGCCACCCUCAGCGGCUUCGUCUUUGUGGAGCCCCGCGUCAGCGCCCUGCACCCCCCGUUCGGCCCCCGGGGCGGUGGCACCGAGCUCUCGCUCCACGGCACCCACCUCUCGGCGGGGAACAGCUGGCGGGUGAUGGUCAACGGCUCCGCGUGCCCCAUGGCCGGGCAGCCCAGGCAGGGCGACAGGGCGAUCCGGUGCACGGCUCCCGCUGCCGCUGGCCUGGGUGCAGCCGGGGUGACCCUGUGGAUCGACGGCGAGGAGUUCCCGGCCCCCCUGCCCUUCCAGUACCGCCCCGACCCCUUCGUGUCGGCCAUCGUGCCCAGCUGCAGCUACGAGGGCUCGAUGCUCACCGUCCUCGGCACCCACCUGGACUCGGUGUAUCGCGCCAAGAUCCGCUUCGAGGCCGGCGGCGUGAGGACGGAAGCCGCGGAGUGCGAGGGCCCGCGGGUGCCGGAGCGGCUGCUGUGCCGCAGCCCGGCCUUCCCCUUCGAGAGCAAAGUGGAGACGGCGCCGGGGAACCUGAGCGUGCUGCUGGACGGCCCCUCCGGACGAUGGCUCUUCCGCCUCCGCUACUACCCCCGGCCCAAGGUCUUCCCCUUGGAGCACGAGGGUGGGCGCCUCCGCCUCAAGCCUGGCGACGAUGAGAUCGAGGCGCACCAAUUGGGACUGGACGCCGUGGCUGCCUGCGUGAACAUCACCAUGACGGUGGGGGGCCGGGACUGCCACCCCACCGUGCUGAAGAACGAGGUGACGUGCCGGCUGCCCCGCGAGCUGCGCCUGCCCCCGGCCGGGGCCCCCGUGCAGGUGUGCGUGAAUGGCGACUGCGAGGCGCUGGGCUGGGUGCUGCCCGCCGCCGCCUCGCUGGACCUGGCCGCCAGCCUGGCCCUGGGCAUCGGCCUCACCUUCCUGGUCUGCUGCGUCGUGGCCACCGUGCUGUUCCGCUGGCGCUGGAGGAAGAGGAGGGGGACAGAGAACCUGGAGCUGCUGGUGCAGCCCGGCCGCAGCGACCCCCCGGCCACCACCCAGCGCCCCGGCGUCGACUACAGGGAGGUGCUGGUGCUGCCUGCGGCGGGCAGCCCUGGCCCCGCGGCACCGCGGGCACGACUGGCCGGUGCCGGCGUGGCGAGCGGCGGGUCCCCGGUGCCCCUGCUCAGGACCACAUCCUGCUGCCUGGAGGACCUGCGGCCGGAGCUGCUGGAGGAGGUGAAGGACAUCCUCAUCCCUGAGGAGCGGCUCAUCACCCACCGCCACCAGGUCAUCGGCAAAGGGCACUUUGGCAGCGUCUACCAUGGCACCUACAGGGACCCGCUGCUGGGGGACCUCCACUGCGCCGUCAAGUCCCUGCACCGUAUCACGGAUGUGGAGGAGGUGGAGGAGUUCCUGCGCGAGGGCAUCCUGAUGAAGAGCUUCCACCACCCGCAGGUGCUCUCUCUGCUGGGCGUGUGCCUGCCCCGCCACGGGCUGCCCCUCGUCGUCCUGCCCUACAUGCGCCACGGCGACCUGCGCCACUUCAUCCGCGCCCAGGAGCGGAGCCCCACGGUGAAGGAGCUCAUCGGCUUCGGGCUGCAGGUGGCCCUGGGCAUGGAGUACCUGGCCCAGAAGAAGUUUGUGCAUCGGGACCUGGCGGCGAGGAACUGCAUGCUGGAUGAGACGCUGACGGUGAAGGUGGCCGACUUUGGGCUGGCACGGGACGUGUUCGGCAAGGAGUACUACAGCAUCCGGCAGCACCGCCACGCCAAGCUGCCCGUCAAGUGGAUGGCGCUGGAGAGCCUUCAGACCCAGAAGUUCACCACCAAGUCGGAUGUGUGGUCCUUCGGGGUGCUCAUGUGGGAGCUGCUGACGCGGGGGGCAUCGCCGUACCCCGGCGUGGACCCCUACGACAUGGCCCGCUACCUCCUGCGCGGGAGACGCCUGCCGCAGCCCCGCCACUGCCCCGACACCCUGUACGAGGUGAUGCUGAGCUGCUGGGCGCCGGCGCCCGAGGACAGACCGUCCUUCACGGGGCUGGUGGGUGAGCUGGAGCGCGUCCUGGCCACGCUGGAGGGGGAGCACUACGUCAACCUGGCCGUCACCUACAUCAACCUGGAGCGUGGGCCACCCUUUCCACCUGUCCCACUGGAGCAGCUGCCCCAUGGCGAGGAUGAAGACGAGGAUAAGGAGGAGGAGGAGGAUAACGAGGAAGAGGAGGAUAACGAGGAGGAGGAGGAUAACGAGGAGGAGGAAGAAGAGAAGGAUGUGGCUGUGUGCUGACGAGGUGCCCUGCACUGUGGCGGCUCCCGGAGCCCCACGCUGUGGGCACGAUCCGCGCGGGGGAUGCAGCUGCAGCCCAGUGCUAUGGAGCACCCACCUGUGGGGUGGGUGCUGGGAAGAUGCUGGGUGCUGAGGGGGCUCCCCAUGGCUCAAACUCGGACACUGCGGAGGGGUCCCAGGCUCGGUGCCACGGCAGCUGUGUGCCAUGGGGCACAGAGCUCAGCCCCACAGACUGCGUGCCAUGGGGCACAGAGCUCAGCCCCACAAAUGGGUGCCAUGGGGCACAGGCUCAGCCCCACAGACUGCGUGCCAUGGGGCACAGAGCUCAGCCCCACAGACUGCGUGCCAUGGGGCAAAGGGCUCAGCCCCACAGAUGGGUGCCAUGGGGCACAGGCUCAGCCCCACAGGCUGCGUGCCAUGGGGCACAGGCUCAGCCCCACAGACUGUGUGCCAUGGGGCACAGGGCUCCGGCUCAGGUGCAGCGGGGGCUGUGGGAUGGCCUGGCUCCCCCAGGGUCCUGUGGGGUUUCCAACCCCUCGGCUGCUCGAAUCACUCAUUAA